Arachis duranensis is the source of this 1589-nucleotide messenger RNA. Its product is annotated as polygalacturonase At1g48100-like. The transcript has 7 exons. The record is from RefSeq and is a predicted model, not a curated record. Gene Ontology annotation, molecular function: polygalacturonase activity. The coding region runs from base 58 to 1458 and encodes 466 amino acids. Gene Ontology annotation, biological process: carbohydrate metabolic process. NCBI's taxonomy places the organism in Eukaryota, Viridiplantae, Streptophyta, Magnoliopsida, Fabales, Fabaceae.
UACAAAAAAACAAAAAAGCCUUAGUUAUCACAUCUCUUUUAUUUUUUAAAUAAAAAAAUGAAGAGUAUGAAAAUAUGCACCUUUACUACCUUGAUGAUUGUAAUAGUGUUUUGUGUGUUGUGUUCAAGUUUUGAAAGUUGUAGUGCCAUAAGAGGCUAUAACCACCAUUUUAGGAAACUAAAAGCUACAUCAUCAGCUGCCUCCCCCUCUUCUUCCAAUGAUAACAAUACUUUCAAUGUAUUAGACUAUGGUGCUAAAGGAGAUGGUAAAGCAGAUGACACAAAGGCUUUUGAAGAUGCAUGGGCUGAUACUUGCAAAACAGAGGGAUCAACGAUGAUUGUUCCUUCUGGUUCUGAAUUUUUGGUGAAACCAAUCUCUUUCUCAGGCCCUAAUUGUGAGCAAAACAUUGUUUUUCAGCUUGAUGGCAAAAUCAUUGCGCCUACAGACUCUGAAUCUUGGGGCUCUGGCACCUUGCAAUGGAUGGAGUUCACAAAGCUUAAUAAAAUUACAAUAAAGGGUAAAGGUGUCAUUGAUGGUCAAGGCUCUGUUUGGUGGAAUAAUAAUGACUCACCAACUUACAUUCCCACAGAAGAAGAAUCAACCACAUCAUCACAAUAUUCGGUUCAAGCAAGCAACGAAAACCUACCAAGUCAAAAACCAACAGCACUUAGGUUUUACGGAAGUGAUGGUGUAACAGUGGCAGGCAUAACAAUUCAGAAUAGUCAACAAACGCAUCUAAAGUUUGAUUCAUGCUCAAAUGUUCAAGUUUUUGAUAUCAAUGUUUUAUCACCUGCUGAUAGCCCUAACACUGAUGGAAUUCACUUGCGAAAUUCCCAAACUGUCCUCAUUUAUAGUAGUACUCUUGCUUGUGGAGAUGAUUGUGUGUCUAUACAAAAUGGAUGCUCCAACAUAUUGAUACACGACCUCAGUUGUGGACCAAGUCAUGGUAUCAGUAUUGGAGGCCUUGGAAAAGAUGGCACCAAGGCUUGUGUUUCAAACGUCACUGUUCGAGACACUUCUCUCCAAAAUAGUCUCACUGCUGUUAGGAUUAAGACAUGGCAGGGUGGAUCUGGUUCAGUCCAAGAUGUUAUGUUCUCCAACAUCCAAGUUUCAGAUGUUGAGACUCCCAUAAUGAUUGACCAAUACUAUUGUGAUGGUGGCAAAUGCAAGAAUGACACGUCAUCAGUGGCAGUAUCAGCCAUACACUAUGUUAACAUCAAAGGAACAUACACAAAGGAGCCUCUUCACUUUGCAUGCAGUGAUAACAUACCAUGCACUGGCUUAACUCUUGAUACUAUUAACUUACAAGAAUCAACAACUCAAAAUGCUAAGAGUGAUUCUCCUUUUUGUUGGCAAGCUUAUGGAGAAUUGAAGACUAAAACUGUUCCUCCUGUUACUUGUCUUGACAGUGGCAACCCACCAAACAAGGGAAUCAAUUCCAACAGUGAUUCUUGCUAACUGAAUAAUUGAAAAUAGUUUGUUAAUUUGGACAAAAUGGUAUUUACACCAUGUGUUGUUUAUGUGUAUUAAUUUUUAAGUUAACAUUUUGUCCAUAUUAACAAUUAUUUUAAAACAGAAAUUGUAUACAA